GGGGGUAUAUAAACCUCGAGGGAACCCUAACUGCGGGAUUUGGGCGUAAAAGAAGAUACGAAGCCGUAGAAGAGGGCUCCAGUCUCUGUUCUGUGGAGCGCGAAACUUCAUCAUAUCGGGAAGACAACCGGAGAAGAUCAAACCCCCCCACGGAAAAGGGAGAACAUGGAUCGUUACCAGAGGGUCGAGAAGCCGAGGGAGGAGACCCCAAUAGACGAGAAUGAGAUAAGGAUUACCAGCCAGGGGAGGAUGCGCAGCUACAUCACCUACGCCAUGAGUCUGCUUCAGGAGAAAGGAUCGGACGAGAUUGUGUUCAAGGCCAUGGGAAGAGCUAUCAACAAGACGGUCACUAUUGUGGAACUUAUCAAGAGAAGAAUUGUGGGUCUCCACCAGAUAACUUCCAUUGGAUCCAUAGACAUAACUGAUACAUGGGAGCCCCUGGAGGAGGGUCUUGUUACCCUGGAGACCACAAGGCAUGUGUCAAUGAUCACAAUUACCCUGUCAAAGAACCAACUGGACAAGGCAGCUCCUGGGUACCAGCCUCCAUUACCUGCGGAUCAGGUGAAAGCCUCUCCUGAGCUUGAAUAUGAAGGAGAAGGUUCACCAAGUCGCCGAGGCAGGGGCCGUGGCGGAAGAGGAAGGCUGAGGCCUAGAGGGAAUGGAUAUAUGAAUGCUGGGUAUGGGAAUGCUGAGUAUGAUGAUGGAGGCUAUGACCGCAACAAAGGCUAUGCUAGAGGAAGGGGCCGUGGAAGAGGGCGUGGUUUCCGUGGCCGUGGCAGGGGAGGAUACAACGGGCCACAGCCUGAUGCUCAUCAGGACAGAGGCUACAAUUAUGAGCCGCCUGCUCAGGGCCGUGGCCGUGGUCGUGGCAGGGGAGGACCUCGUGGAAGAGGACGUGGUGGGUACAGAUCAAAUGGACCGAUGCAGCCUGCUGCAUGAUGAGGUGCUUAAAGUAGGAAUGCUCUGCUCUCUAGUUGGUUGCUUGUCAUCCUUUGCAUCGUUUCAGUGGUUUCCCUUUGCGACUAAUGUCUCUUUUCUUUUUAACCUAUAGGGAGUUAUCGUGUAACCGAUGGGUCGAUCUAUCUUUUCAUAGACAUAUGAUGAUGGGAGGAUAGUUUGUUCUUGAACUCCUCCUUGGGCUAUUCUUUCCUUUCUUUUUCCCCCACCAUGUUUGUAGUGAAAUAGGUUUUGAUAAGGAAAAGUCGGAGCCGAAUUGACUCUCAUUGUCUAGUUUUUUUGACUCUUUAGAUUUGCCCUAUUUAUUCAUUUCAAUUUUUGUUUGGAGAGUUAGUCCUUGUUCUCUAUUUCCAAUAGUUAUUACAUAGUUUGGAUUUGCAGAUCAUACUUUAUGAAACAGAAAUAACAGCUCAUGGACUGGUCGGGAGUUGAAUCUUUUUA
Molecule: messenger RNA, 1398 nt
Organism: Punica granatum (pomegranate)
Lineage: Eukaryota; Viridiplantae; Streptophyta; Magnoliopsida; Myrtales; Lythraceae
Source: RefSeq, a predicted model, not a curated record